AAUUAAAUUAAAGUAUCUUGUGCACAGGUAUAUGCAAUAAGAUUAAAUAAAGAGGAAAGUUUGGAAAAUGAUGAACACUUUAGUCAGAAAUUGUAAUAAAUUAAAUAUUAUCCAAAAUGAAAUUAGAGUCAUUUCAAUUAGAGGAUAUUCAAGUGAUGCACAAGCAGAACUUCAAAAACAAAGAGAAGAAGCUAGAUUAGAUAGAAUUAAAAAAUCAAAAGAGAAUGCAAAAAAAGUUGAUACUAGAAAUAAUACAGAGAAAAUUUUAGAAAAAUUUGAUAUACCAAGAAUUAUUGAUCUCAGCGAUCCAGUCUAUCGUUCUCAUCAAAAAAAUAUGAAAGAAGCACAAAAGAGAAUCAAUAAAAGAGAUGAAAGUUUACCAAAAUUAGAUUCACCACAUGCAGGUGUAUUUAAAUAUACAUCAGCUGUUAUCAUUGAAAGAUUCCCAUCACUCAAUCCAUUACCAACUGAAUACGAAGAACAAUACUAUCAAUCAGUUCAACGUCUCGAAGAAAUUAUUCGUAGACCACCAAUUCGUAUGUUAUCAAUUGUUGAAGAUCUCCCAGAAUUCAAAAUUGAAGUUAAAGAAAAAAAAGAAGGUGAAGAAGAUGCUGCUGAUGAAUUUGAAGAAGAUUUUUCAAACUAUCAACCAGAAAGCAGAUUAACUGAAGACGACAUCAAAGAUAACAGACAAUCAUUAGAUAGAAAAUUAGAUAAAUCUUUAUACCUCAUUAUUAAAAAAGCUGGUUCAAGAUACGAAUGGCAAUUCCCAGCCACCAAUUGGAUUAAAGGUGAAUCAAUUAAAAAUACCGCCGAAAGAGCAUUAAGAGACAGCGUUGGUUCAAAAUGGAAAUAUUGGAUUCCAUCACAAUCCCCAUGUGGUGUUUAUAAAUAUAGAGUCGAAAAUGAUGUCCAAGAUUUAAUUAAAGCCGAAGGUAUCAAGGAAUUUUUCUUUAGAGCCCAUUACUUUGGUGGAGAAUUACAAUUUAAUCCAAAAAUAGUUGAAGACUAUAAAUGGGUUUCAAAAGAAGAAUUAAAAGAAUAUUUUACUGGUGACUAUUAUAAUGAAACUCAUAAAUUAAUUUUUGAUGAUUGUUUUAUGCUCAUAUUAACGAAUAAAAAAAUAAAUGGUAAUAAUAAUUUUAUAAAAAAUAAAAAAUUUAAAUAA
Dictyostelium purpureum is the source of this 1168-nucleotide messenger RNA. RefSeq lists its product as uncharacterized. Gene Ontology annotation, molecular function: structural constituent of ribosome. The record is from RefSeq and is a predicted model, not a curated record. The transcript has 3 exons. Bases 68 to 1168 code for a protein of 366 amino acids. Gene Ontology annotation, cellular component: mitochondrial large ribosomal subunit. NCBI's taxonomy places the organism in Eukaryota, Evosea, Eumycetozoa, Dictyosteliales, Dictyosteliaceae.